UGUCCAUAUAAGAUGCCUGAAUUGCCCCUCCGGGCUAUCUCUGUGCACCCUACCAGAAACGUUGCACCUCUGGCACAGACAGCCCCCCAUGGGCCAAAGUCAGGGCUAUGUGUUUAAUGGGGGAGCCUGGAUUCCAUCCGGUGACGUGCCUAUGCCAUGCCCUGGCGUGGCACUUCGGCCUGACCAAACGAAGCAGGUUGAUCACUUGCAAGCACAUCAGGUGGGUCGCUCCGUCUCUGUGCAGCCAGCCUAUGCAUAUGCCGCACCAAACCCACAGGGAAAUCAACCAUACAUCAUUAUGCCGGGAAGCGGCCCGCGACUGGCGGUGAGCCCUCGCUCAGUGAGCCCGGCAGGGAGUCCCAAUCGAAUACCAAGUCCACGGAGAACAGUUGGAGUCAGCAUGCUUGGUGCAAAGGAGACUAUGCAGGCUGCGUCAAGCCACUGUACUCUUUCGGAGGACGUGCGGAAGUUCUUAAAUGACUUGGGCUUUUCUUACUACACAGAGGCAUUUCGCAUGAAUGGCUUCGAAGAUAUGGAGACUGUCCUUUCCAUGUCCCAGGAAGAUAUGCGUGGAAUGGGUAUCCUGCCUGGGCAUGUCUUGAAGCUGGACACGAAGUUGGACCAGCUCUGCGAGCAGAGAGGUUUGACCAGACGAAAACACCGGUCGCUGCAGCUUACAGCUGCCCAGCCUUGGUUGCCUUUGCAACAUCGCGUGGCCGCAUCGCCCACGGGUGCAAUCUCACCGGGGGCAGCUGCCUGCCUGGCAGGCAUGGCGCGAACACUGUCAGGCCCGGGGACUGCUUCAACUCAGCCCUCUCAACCUCCAAUGCUCGAGGGUGGUGUCUUCCGAAAACAGCUGGCGUUGAGCCCAGUUGCUUCACGCACUCCAAGCCCAGUCGACAAGGACAUCCACGAGAUCAGUGCAGGUUGGACAGAUGGACGAGAAUGGGCUGUGCCCACCGUCGAUGAAGAGUCGGAGCAUGAUUCGCCCCAGCACGGCGACGGUGGCGAAUCUGGUACUCAUGAACAGGAGGGUUCGUCCUCCGAGCCUCCGGCAACAAGUGCCAGUCCAUCGACGUCAACCACUUGCACAUUCACUCCACAUCCGAUGCGUGCAAACCUUUCCUUCAGCAGCGGCAUCAGUGCUGGAAUGUUUGCCAUGCCUCCACGUCGUGAUGCGUUCGGCAGUGGCUGCACGAACUUCUCGGUUCAAACUGCACCACCUGGCAGCGCUACACCCGCCAGUGUACGCUUUGGUGCUGGUCAGCGGAAACUGAAGAGACAGGAGAUGGACGAGAUUGUUGCAAGAAAUAAGGCGCAAAGAAAAGUUUUUACAUGGCUUCAGCAGAACAGAUUUUCCAACGUCAAUGCGGAGAGAUGGUUUUUGGGCAGGGCGUACUAUCCUCUUCACGCGGCCGUCCGAGAGAACAAUACAGAGAUGGUCAAGCUGUUGCUGGAGCUGAAAGCCGACCCAGUGAAGAAAAAUUCGGGAGGCCAAACUCCUCUGGAGUACGCGCAAUCCAAGCAAAGGUCCAGUGUUAUUACGGACUUGCUCCAAGACUAUGAGUUCACACGACAACCUUGAUCAAUGUUUUAGACCAUCGGGCCUGGCAAAGACCAUCUUUGCGGGCGACCGCGACGGCCACGACCCGCGACUGGCCCCCAUUUUCCCGUUGAAAUCUUUGCUACACAUCUCUGGGUUUCCUGAUCCCCGGCGGGGGUUAGAAGACAUGGCGGAG
Molecule: messenger RNA, 1739 nt
Organism: Durusdinium trenchii
Lineage: Eukaryota; Dinophyceae; Suessiales; Symbiodiniaceae
Source: the annotation of a GenBank genome assembly